Mesitornis unicolor (brown roatelo) is the source of this 1824-nucleotide messenger RNA. It is a transcript of the gene SLC6A12, whose product is annotated as solute carrier family 6 (neurotransmitter transporter), member 12. Gene Ontology annotation, biological process: sodium ion transmembrane transport. Gene Ontology annotation, cellular component: membrane. The transcript has 14 exons. The record is from RefSeq and is a predicted model, not a curated record. Bases 1 to 1824 code for a protein of 607 amino acids. Lineage: Eukaryota; Metazoa; Chordata; Aves; Mesitornithiformes; Mesitornithidae.
AUGACAAGAGCUGCAGCUAAGGAAGGAGAGCCCAAUGGGGCCAUCACAGCUCCCAAAGACAUAAAAAAGGAAGAAAUGGAAGAGAGAGGCCAAUGGAGUAGCAAAAUGGAGUUUGUUCUGUCUGUGGCCGGGGAGAUCAUCGGUCUGGGUAAUGUGUGGAGGUUCCCAUACCUCUGCUACAAGAAUGGCGGUGGAGCCUUCCUCAUCCCUUACCUCAUCUUCCUCUUCACCUGUGGGAUCCCCCUGUUCUUCCUGGAGACAGCGCUGGGGCAGUACACCAGCCAGGGAGGGGUGACAGCCUGGAGGAAGAUCUGUCCCAUCUUUGAAGGAGUUGGAUAUGCCUCACAAGUCAUUGAGUGCUAUCUGAAUAUCUACUACAUCGUCAUCCUGUCCUGGGCACUCUUCUACUUGUUCAGCUCCUUCACUGCAGUGCUGCCAUGGGCCAGCUGCAAUAACCCCUGGAACUCAGAUCUCUGUGUGGACUUUCUGAAUAACUCCAGCUUGGACAACAAGACCUUGCCUGCGAACACCACCUCCCCAAUGAUUGAGUUUUGGGAGAAGAGAGUCCUGGGGCUCACGGAUGGUAUUCACAAACUGGGCACUGUGCGCUGGGAGCUGGCUCUGUGUCUCCUGCUGGCGUGGAUCGUCUGCUACUUCUGCAUCUGGAAAGGGGUCAAGUCCACAGGCAAAGUUGUUUACUUCACCGCCACCUUCCCAUAUGCGAUGCUUAUCAUUCUACUGGUGCGAGGAGUCACGCUGCCGGGUGCUGCCGAGGGGAUCAUCUUCUACCUGAAGCCAGACAUCUCCAGGCUGGCGGACCCGCAGGUCUGGAUGGAUGCAGGCACUCAGAUCCUCUUCUCUUAUGCCAUCUGCCAGGGAUGCCUGACAGCUCUGGGCAGCUACAACAAAUACAACAACAACUGUUACAGGGACUGCAUCAUGCUCUGCUUCCUGAACAGUGCCACCAGUUUAGUUGCUGGCUUUGCCAUUUUCUCUGUGCUGGGCUUCAUGGCUCGGGAGCAGGGUGUGCCCAUUUCAGAAGUGGCCGAAUCAGGUCCUGGCCUGGCAUUCAUAGCAUACCCGACAGCAGUAACAAUGAUGCCUGUGUCUCAGCUCUGGUCCUGCCUCUUCUUCCUCAUGCUGAUCUUCUUGGGACUGGACAGCCAGUUCGUCUGUGUGGAAAGCAUGGUGACAGCUCUCAUUGACAUGUUCCCAGGAGUGUUUCGGAAGAAGGGACGUCGGGAACUGUUGAUCCUGGCCCUUGCAGUUGUAUGCUACCUGCUUGGUUUAUUGCUGGUCACUGAGGGUGGCAUGUACAUCUUCCAGCUCUUUGACUACUAUGCUGCCAGUGGAACAUGCUUGCUCUUCCUGGCCAUUUUUGAAGUAAUCUCUGUAGGAUGGGUGUAUGGUGCCAACCGAUUCUACGACAACAUUGAGGACAUGAUUGGUUUCCGGCCAUGGCCCUUGAUCAAGAUAUGCUGGCUGGUGUUCACCCCAGGUCUGUGCUUGGCCGUCUUCCUGUUUUCCCUGAUCAAGUACACACCCUUGAAAUACAACAAUUCCUACGUGUACCCUCCCUGGGGAUACGUGCUGGGCUGGAUGAUGGCACUCUCCUCCAUGGUCUGCAUUCCUCUCUACGCCAUCUUCAUCCUCCUGAAAACCAAAGGAACGCUGAAGCAGCGGCUAGCACAGCUGAUUUCCCCAGCGGAGGACCUGCCGCAGCCGAAGAAGCACGUGGCGAGUUUGUCUGAACUGAAGUACAACGGAUGUUCCCUCCAAGUCCAGGAGGUGCUCAGCAUCAUAGAGAGAGAAACCCACUUCUAA